This is a messenger RNA of Myxozyma melibiosi, 915 nucleotides long. Its product is annotated as haloacid dehalogenase type II. Gene Ontology annotation, molecular function: hydrolase activity, acting on halide bonds, in C-halide compounds. NCBI's taxonomy places the organism in Eukaryota, Fungi, Ascomycota, Lipomycetes, Lipomycetales, Lipomycetaceae. The coding region runs from base 94 to 807 and encodes 237 amino acids. The transcript has 4 exons. The record is from RefSeq and is a predicted model, not a curated record.
GCCGAGAUACAACAAGUCAGCAUCUACUCCACAUUUAUAUCACGAGAACAACAGCAAAAGCAAACCGCAACUAAUAACAAUAACAACAACAGAAUGCCAGCAGAAAUCAAAGCUCUACUGUUCGACGUCUUUGGCACAGUCGUCGACUGGCGCAGCUCAGUGCGCGAGUACAUGAAGACCAGCAUGUCGGACGCCGCGCUGCGGGAGUCGAUUGACUGGGACGCGUUUGCUGAGGAAUGGCGGGUGGCGUACUACAAAUACACAAAAUCAAACGCGAAAGCGGACGAUACGACCGCCUUUGAGACGGUGGAUCAGCAGCAUCGAAAGUCGCUGGGGCCGUUGGCGGAGAGGUAUGGGCUGACGGAGGUGUGGGGUGAGGAUGAUCUUGAUCAUGUUGCGGAUGCGUGGCAUUUUCUUGAUGGCUGGAGCGAUACAGUAGAAGGACUCACGCUGCUCAAGUCAAAGUUCAUAAUCUCCACACUGUCGAACGGCAACGUCAAACUACAAGUCGACAUGGCUAAAUACGCAAAACUCCCCUGGGACCUUAUUCUCGCGGGCGAUAUCUUCAAGAUCUACAAACCGUCGCCAAAGGUCUACCUAGGCGCUGUCGAGAUGCUUCAGCUGAAACCGGAAAACGUGCUUAUGGUGGCCGCGCAUAUAUACGACCUACAGGCUGCCGCGAGUCUUGGUUUGAAGACCGCGUAUAUAGACCGCGAAGGUGAGGAUGCUGGAAUUACAGUUACGCCUGAUCAGGUUGACUAUUAUGCGACUGAUUUUAUCGAUUUGUAUCGUCAAUUGACACAAUGAUUUCUGAAUGGAUGAGACUAAGUUGAAUUGAAUAUAUAUCGUCAUUAAAUAUCGUACAUGCUCUAUGCCGUCAGAGCCUCUUUAUGCCUUAAUACUAUCCUUAUAAUC